AUGGAAUCGUCAGUGGAGGUCAGAAAGCCAAAGACAGCGGCAGAGAUGCUCUUAUUCAGCGAGGAUCAUCUAAUGGUCGAUAAGUUGACGGGUGUUAAUAUUCCGUUCACUACUUAUCAAAGUCUCAAAAAGAUGGCUCCUUAUCUGGGACUUCCCAAUGCGAACGCGGUCAGCGAUUUUCUUAAAUCUCCCGAAUUCCACCGCCAUUAUGACUUGCUCUAUGAGUCUGCCAUCCAGCCGCGUAUAUUGAGAGAGCCUAACUCCAAAGGUCCCAGUCUCAAAACAGUGCAAAGCAUGAUCAUGGAAGGCGAAGCAUACGGUGACUGCAAAUACUCUGAUCCAGAUACGAAUAUGAAGGGUUGGCAGGAUGCUGAUCACUAUGCCUUAUGCUUGUAUCGGCUGUGUGUAUUUAAUUCGACUAGGCGCAACGGUAUAUUCCUCAACCGAAAUAUGAGCACGACCGAAAAGCAGGUCAGACUCUGGAUGUGUAUUGUGAGGGCAACCUCGGAUGCGAAUCGGCUUAUCACAAGAACCAAAGCUCAGAAGCAAAAGAGUUUGAGUAUUGACGAGGACUCUAGCGUAAGGGGACUCCUAGAUCAGCCUCCAUCCGCGGGUUUGUUUCGAGAUAAUUCUGGAACUCGGAUGCCGGAUAUCUACUCGACUCCUAACAAAUCACGAAAGCAACAUCAGUUCUCAUCUCCUCAAUCAACACUGGUGGAUAAACCCAACCAUCCCAUGAGAAUUCUGGAUCAAGCUGCACUAGAGGCAGCUGAACAUGUUAACGACCCCUUCCUCGAACACUCUCUUCGCUCGGAAGACCUGUCACAACAGGGUUCUUCAUGA
Molecule: messenger RNA, 843 nt
Organism: Botrytis fragariae
Lineage: Eukaryota; Fungi; Ascomycota; Leotiomycetes; Helotiales; Sclerotiniaceae
Product: putative dna repair helicase protein
Exons: 1
Coding region: 1-843 (280 amino acids)
Source: RefSeq, a predicted model, not a curated record